CACACCGACUAGAGAUAAGAAGAGUUGACAAAGAAGUGUUUUGAAUCAGACGAUCAAUGACCCGAGUGGACUCGCGGCUCUGGAAGUUUAAUAGCUUAAUACAAGUCCUCGGACCAGCUGUCUGAGUUGGUACAAUGGACCAUAAGAAAAAGGUUAUAGAGCGCUUAAGCAAAUGCACUGCUGGAGAGGAGUCACUGCCUUUACCUGCCCUGACCAAAGCUUCAGUGCUGAUUCCUCUUUUCGUGAGAGAAGGGAAGCUACAGGUGUUGAUGACCGUGCGCUCCACUGAACUCAAACACAACGCAGGGGAGGUGUGCUUUCCUGGGGGGAAGUCUGACAGAAAUGAUCGAGAUGAAAUUGACACUGCCUUAAGAGAGGCAGAGGAGGAGAUUGGCCUUCCUCCUGAUGAAGUAGAAGUAGUUUGCAGACUCAUUCCAGUCUUGAAUCAGAGGGGACUUCUGGUGACCCCUGUGGUGGGUUUCAUUAGUGAGUCUUUCCAUGCACGUCCAAACCCAGCUGAAGUGAGUGACGUGUUCUCUGUUCCUCUGGAGUUUUUCUUGAAGAAUACUCAGCACUCUGCAUAUCCGGUACCCAAUGUAGGUGGCAUGACGCACAGUUUCAUCUUCACUGACCCCCUUACAGACAAGAUCCAUCACAUCUGGGGAUUAACAGCAUCUCUGACUAUACUGUUGGCUGUUUUGGUGUUUGAGAGGAAACCAGAGUAUGAGGUUGGCUUCGAUGUGGACAAUCCAAUGGUAAACUUUCGACGUGAACUUCAACACAGGCUUAGCAAGUUAUGAGUAAGAAUAAGGUGGAUCCUGGACUAAUUUAUAGAGAGAUGAUAUAUGUUUUCAUGUUUCCUCCUGGUAUAAAAUAAUUAUUCUCUAUGUUGAAAUUAGGAGUGGCCAUGUUGCUAUGGGCACCCUGGGACUAAUUUCUUAAUCUUAACUACACUGAACUUAACUAUGUUGAAAUUCAGAACUCAAGCAGUGCUAAUAGUACCUUACAUCAGUCCUGAUAGUAGCAUUUUAUUGCUUUAUUAAGGUCCACUCAGAGACUUUUUUUGUGAUGUGAACAAAAUAUUAAGAAAAAUGUGUCAUAUGUAAAGGUAAUAGUUAUGGAUGGCAGCUUGCAAAUGAGGAGAAUGUACAACAAGCAAUGAUGCCAGUGUGACUGUAUGUCCUCAAAGCUGACUGUGCUUUACAAAUUAAAAAAUAAUUUGAGUAAAGGUGAA
This is a messenger RNA of Pygocentrus nattereri (red-bellied piranha), 1234 nucleotides long. RefSeq names its product nudix (nucleoside diphosphate linked moiety X)-type motif 7 (gene nudt7). The coding region runs from base 135 to 800 and encodes 221 amino acids. Gene Ontology annotation, molecular function: acetyl-CoA hydrolase activity; coenzyme A diphosphatase activity. The transcript has 3 exons. NCBI's taxonomy places the organism in Eukaryota, Metazoa, Chordata, Actinopteri, Characiformes, Serrasalmidae. The record is from RefSeq and is a predicted model, not a curated record. Gene Ontology annotation, biological process: coenzyme A catabolic process.